AGUCUGAGAAGCCGUAUGCUGAGGUGCGCCAGCUCUGACAUCCCAUCCACGUCCCCGCUAACUCUCCAGCUCUGGAUGGGCACUCACCCCAAGAACCCAUCCAAGCACGUCGACACUGGCCGCACCCUGAACGAGCUUUUUGAGCAGAACAAAGCUCUCCUGUCCACACAGAUCACUGAGAAAUAUGGCGACCGUCUGCCGUUUCUCUUCAAGGUCCUCUCGAUCAACAAGGCCUUGUCCAUCCAGGCGCACCCAAACAAGAAGCUUGCCGAGCAGCUGCACGCGCGAGAUGCCAAGAACUACCCGGACGACAACCACAAGCCGGAAAUGACAAUUGCCAUCACACCUUUUGAGGGACUCUGUGGAUUCAGGCCCCUCCCCGAGAUUGCGCACUUCCUGGAAAGCAUCGCGCCCUUGAAGCGCAUGGUCGGCGAUGACACGGCAGACGAAUUCAUCAAGGUCGCCAGGGACGAGGGUGCGAGCAAAGACACGCAGAAGAAGGUUUUGCAAAAGGCGUUUGCGGGCCUCAUGACCUCGUCCGCGGACGACGUGGCAAAGGAAAUGCCCAACCUCACGGAGCUCGCCACGACAGAGGGCAAAGACUUUGCAAAGGGUGGGCUCCCUUCCGCCUCCGGCGAGGUGCUUUCCGAGCUGGUCAUGCGUCUACACAAGUCCUUUGAGAACGACAUUGGCAUCUUUGUGCUCUUCUUCCUCAACUACGUCACGCUGCAGCCGGGCGAGGCCAUGUUCCUCGUGGCAGAUGAUAUCCAUGCCUACCUGUCCGGCGACAUCAUCGAAUGCAUGGCGGCGUCGGACAAUGUCGUGCGCGCCGGCCUGACGCCCAAGUUCAAGGACACAGACACCCUCAUCGACAUGCUGACGUACAACUUUGCGCCGAUCGAGGAGCAAAAGAUGAACGCUACAGACUACCCUUACGCUACCCUCAAUCGCGCUGCCUACAGCGCCAGCUCCCAGAUUCAACUGUACGACCCGCCCAUUGAGGAGUUUGCUGUCGUCAGGACCUCUCUGUACGGAGGUGAGGGCAGCAGGGCGAUCUUUGAGCCCUUGUCUGGGCCCAGUAUCAUCAUCUGCACGAAUGGCAAGGGAAAGAUAUCGGUUGGGCCAAAGAGCGAGCCCAUGGAGGAAGGCUUCGUGUACUUUGUGGGCGCCACAGCUGAGGUGGUGCUAGAGGCACAGGGCGGCAAGGAGGAGGAGUUUGUGACGUUCAAGGCAUUCUGCGAGAUCGGAGAAGACAAGCAGAAGCUGUAAGAAGAGCGGGAUACCAGGAUCAGGUUUCCCAGCGGAGGAGUCGCCUCCCCAUAGUGGAGAUACCGUGCAACUAAUAGACGUUGAAAGAUCAUUCCUUCGGGUUUCGUUGCCCCGUGGAGCGAGAUGAGGAGCAACACGCCGACAAUUGCCUUCUUCGUAGAGUAGCGUCGUUUCUCCGCGUCCUUCUCCGCGCGCCCCCAUAUUUCUCGACAUUGAUAUAUUCCAACGGGAG
Emericellopsis atlantica is the source of this 1501-nucleotide messenger RNA. Its product is annotated as mannose-6-phosphate isomerase. The transcript has a single exon. Lineage: Eukaryota; Fungi; Ascomycota; Sordariomycetes; Hypocreales; Bionectriaceae. The record is from RefSeq and is a predicted model, not a curated record. Gene Ontology annotation, molecular function: mannose-6-phosphate isomerase activity; zinc ion binding. Bases 16 to 1269 code for a protein of 417 amino acids. Gene Ontology annotation, biological process: carbohydrate metabolic process; GDP-mannose biosynthetic process. Gene Ontology annotation, cellular component: cytosol.